Messenger RNA from Trichoderma harzianum CBS 226.95, 978 nucleotides. RefSeq lists its product as hypothetical. NCBI's taxonomy places the organism in Eukaryota, Fungi, Ascomycota, Sordariomycetes, Hypocreales, Hypocreaceae. The coding region runs from base 1 to 867 and encodes 288 amino acids. Gene Ontology annotation, cellular component: membrane. The transcript has 3 exons. The record is from RefSeq and is a predicted model, not a curated record.
AUGAGUUCCGGUGAUAAUUGUAUUGCGGACUGGCAGCACGUGUCAUACUCCUAUUAUAAAUAUGUCCCAUCUCUUGCGGCUGCAGGGAUUUUCAGCGCACUCUUCUUUUUAUCACUUGCCGGCCAUUCCUUUCGCAUGGUCAGAGCAAGAGCAUGGUUUUUGACGCCAUUGGUAAUUGGUUGCUUAUUUGAGUUUGUUGGCUUCGUUGGCAGGGCUGUUUCAGCAGAGCAGAAGCCUGGAUGUUGGACUGAGACACCAUAUCUUGUCCAAACACUAUUUAUAUUACUUGCUCCAGCCUUAUUUGCAGCAUCGGUCUAUAUGUCACUUGGACGCAUUAUUGAGCUUGUCGAUGGAGAAAAGCAUGCGAUUAUAAAGCGAACAUGGCUUACCAAGAUAUUUGUUUGCGGUGAUGUGAUCUGCUUUCUUCUUCUUGCUGGUGGAGGCGGUAUGCUGGCUUCUGCAAAGACCAACAAGGCCGAAUUCGAUGCGGGAAAUAAUAUAAUCAUUGGAGGCCUGGUGUUGCAGCUUCUCUGGUUUGGGCUCUUUGUUGUCAUAGCACUUAUAUUCCACCGUCGAAUGAUACUAGCUCCGACCGCACGAAGUCACCAGGCCGAUAUAAAAUGGAGAAGCUAUCUCCACGCACUCUAUGCUGCAAGUGCGCUUAUCAUCAUUCGAAAUAUCUUCCGUCUUAUCGAGUAUUGCCAGGGCAGUAAUGGAUACUUGCUGACUACAGAGGUUUUUGUCUAUUGUCUGGAUGCCCUGCCAAUGUUCUUGGUUGUUGCUUGGUUUCUUUGGAAAUAUCCCGGAGAAAUGAGCCCUCUCCUUCAAAAGCAGGCCCUUUACAACAAUUCAAUGCACGAGAUCUAAUUUCAUAGAGUCCAAGAUCAAAUUAUAGAGCUACUAGAGCAGAAAGUUCGAGAUACACAUAUGUUACCCGCUUUCUAGCAUAAAAUUGAACUUCUUCUGGGUGUUAUCAAG